GGCCAUAGCAUUGAGCCGACGCCCCGACGUCGAAACCCUAACUUCUAUUUAGGGUUUCCUUUGUUACAAAAGGACUUUGACCUUCCUAAGAUAUUUUCCUCGUUGGUUUGCUCUCCCGAAUCAAAUCCUGCAAGCAUUUCUCUGUUGUCUUGCAAACCUAUCUAGUUAGAUACAUAAGAUGCCAAGGGCGAAAGCAAAUGCUGCAGCAACUCAAAGGCCAGUUGAACCUGAAAAGCUGAUGGAGAUUGAAAAGCCAGAUGAACAUGACGAACGUGUAGACCUUGAUGGAGACAAUGAUGCUGAAGAGACGGAGGAGGUUGAAUACGAAGAGGUAGAGGAAGAGGAAGAAGUGGAAGAGGUAGAAGAGGAAGAAGAGGAAGAAGAAGAGGAGGAGGUAGAAGAAGAGGAAGAAGAGGAGGAAGAGCCUACGGCUGCUAAUGGAUCUGAUGCACGGGCAAGCUCCAGCGGUGAUGAGGAGAUGAAAACUACCAAGGCAUUGGAUGAAGAUGAAAUCAAAAAGCAUGCUGAACUUCUUGCUCUUCCUCCUCAUGGCUCUGAAGUUUAUAUUGGUAGCAUUCCUCAUGAUGCGACUGAGGAGGAUUUGAGAAGCUUUUUUGAGUCCAUUGGAGAAGUCACUGAGGUCAGGGUAAUGAAGGAUAAAGAUUCAGGGGAGAAUAAGGGCUAUGCUUUUGUGACUUUCAGAACCAAAGAAUUGGCUUCCAAUGCAAUUGAGGAGCUGAAUAACAAAGAAUUGAAGGGAAGAAAGAUAAAGUGUUCAACAUCUCAAGCAAAGCAUCGUUUAUUCAUUGGUAAUGUUCCCAAAAGCUGGAUGGAGGAGGAUCUUAGGAAGAUAGUGACAGAUAUUGGUCCCGGAGUUAAUUCUGUGGAGCUGCUGAAGGAUCCACAGAACUCCAGCCGUAACCGUGGCUUUGCUUUCAUUGAAUAUUAUAACCAUGCUUGUGCCGAAUAUUCAAGGCAGAAGAUGUCAAACUCAAAAUUUAAGCUAGAUAAUAAUGUUCCAACUGUGAGUUGGGCUGACCCUAAGAAUGCUGAGUCUGCUUCUUCUUCACAGGUGAAGGCAGUAUAUGUGAAGAAUUUGCCCAAGAACGUAACACAGGAUAAGCUAAGGGAGCUAUUUGAACACCAUGGCGAGAUUACGAAAGUAGUGCUGCCACCUGCAAAGUCUGGACAGGAAAAGAGCAGAUUUGGUUUUGUUCAUUUUGCAGAGAGGUCAAGUGCCAUGAAGGCACUGAAGAACACAGAGGAUUAUGAAAUAGAUGGGCAAGUCCUGGAGUGUUCUCUUGCAAAACCACAAGCAGAUCGGAAGGCUGAUGGAGGAGUGAAUUCACAAAAAGCAGCUUUGCUUCCAACCUAUCCGCCUCGUGUUGGUUAUGGUUUGGUUGGGGGUCCCUAUGGUGCUCUUGGUGCAGGGUAUGGUGCUGCAGGAUUUGCGCAGCCUCUGAUUUAUGGCAGGGGACCUACUCCUGCUGGCAUGGCGAUGAUGCCUAUGCUGUUGCCUGAUGGACGGAUAGGAUAUGUCCUGCAACAGCCUGGAGCUCAGCCUCAUGCCCCACCUGCUCAGCCGCAGCAGCAGAGAAGCGGCGGCAGGAGUGGUGGAAGCUCAAGUGGAGGGAAGCAGAGUAGUGACAGUGGUCGUGGGCGUAGAUACAGGCCGUAUUGAUUU
This is a messenger RNA of Telopea speciosissima, 1684 nucleotides long. Its product is annotated as heterogeneous nuclear ribonucleoprotein Q-like. Gene Ontology annotation, molecular function: mRNA binding. The coding region runs from base 179 to 1681 and encodes 500 amino acids. The record is from RefSeq and is a predicted model, not a curated record. NCBI's taxonomy places the organism in Eukaryota, Viridiplantae, Streptophyta, Magnoliopsida, Proteales, Proteaceae. Gene Ontology annotation, cellular component: nucleus. The transcript is spliced from 9 exons.